GCUUAUACAUGUGUCCACAAUCAAUUUCAAAAUUCAAUAAAUCUUCAACUCAAAAAUAGUCAAAAGGAAAUUAACAUGGAACCACAUUUCAGACUGGUUCUCAUACUUCCCCUUCUCUUUUUCAUUGGUGGAAAUGCUGCAAUUUUCACAUUAAAAAACAGAUGUAAUGUAACAAUAUGGCCAGGAAUUUUAUCAGGAGGAGGUCAUCCCUCACUAAUGAAUGGUGGAUUGGCAUUACAACCAAAAGAGGCUGUAGAUAUCAAUGCACCUACUGGUUGGUCUGGUCGAUUCUGGUCAAGAACCCAAUGCAACUUUGACACUACAGGUAAAGGGACAUGUGCCACCGGAGAUUGUGGCGGAGUACUCCAAUGCAAUGGUGCUGGUGGCAUCCCACCAGCCUCACUAGUAGAGUUCACACUUGACAGUCCUAUGGAUUUUUAUGAUGUUAGCUUUGUAGAUGGUUUCAAUAUCCCUAUAUCAGUGUACCCUUUAGGUGGAUAUGGAAAUUGUUCAUAUGUGCAAUGUUGUCCAGACAUGAACUUACAAUGUCCACAAGAAUUGCAAGUGAAAUCAAGUGAUGGCAAAGUAAUUGCAUGUAAAAAUGCAUGUCUUGCUUUUAAUAAACCAGAGUAUUGUUGCACUGAGGAAUUCAAUAAUCCCAACAAAUGCAAGCCUACAAAGUACUCACAAUAUUUCAAGAAGGCUUGUCCAAAUGCUUAUAGUUAUGCUUAUGAUGAUGCAACUAGUACUUUUACAUGUAAGGGAGCUGAUUAUUUGAUCUUAUUCUGUUAAAAUAUUCAUAUGUCAAGUCAUGGGACUAUUUUUGUUUAUGUAUUUGUUGUACCCAUUUCAUGAAAAGUUCGUGGAUUGAUCAAAAAGUACCCUUUUGAGUAGGGUAAUAUGAGUGGGUGAAUAUUGAUCAAUAGUAUUACUAGUACAUACAUGAAAAUCAUGUGGGUUCACAAGUGGAAUGAGAUAACAAUAAUACUACAUAUUUUGGAAGGAUAAAA
Molecule: messenger RNA, 1010 nt
Organism: Capsicum annuum
Lineage: Eukaryota; Viridiplantae; Streptophyta; Magnoliopsida; Solanales; Solanaceae
Product: pathogenesis-related thaumatin-like protein 3.5
Exons: 3
Coding region: 76-792 (238 amino acids)
Biological process (GO): defense response
Cellular component (GO): extracellular region
Source: RefSeq, a predicted model, not a curated record